AUGUCGUGUUCUUCUUUCGCGAAGACGUCUGCCACUUUCCACCAAAACCAUCGCGCGGGUUCUUCGUCUUCGUCGUCUUCGCGGGGGAAAUUGUCCGCGAGAACGAGAUUACAUCCGAACCACCUACGUGGCAACCGAAAACAACGCGCGAAUAAUUUUGCGGCCAAUAAGAAUGCGACCGCAUUAACCACGCGCGCGGGACCUGGAAACUCGAAAAACCAAAAGUUUGCCCUCUUGUUCGACUGCGACGGCGUCCUGGUGGAAACCGAAGAGUUGCACCGAUUGGCGUACAACAAAUCGUUCGAACAUUUUGGAUUACAAAUCGAAACAGGAACGCAAAUGGAAUGGGUCCCGUCGUAUUACGACGUCUUGGCGAAUACCGUCGGCGGCGGGAAACCGAAAAUGCGAUGGCAUUUCAAGGAGAACAAAUGGCCCACGGUCACGAAGAGCGAUAAAUACGGCACAGGAGAGGUUUUAGAGACAUCAAUCCAAGACCAACUGAUCGAUGACUUGCAAGAUAAGAAGACGGAGUUUUAUAAAAAAAUCGUCGAGGAAGUCGCGCAGGCCAGAGAUGGAAUUUUAGAGCUGAUGGACGAAGCGAUCGCGAGACCGGACGUGGCGGUUGGGAUUUGCUCCGCGGCUACGAAAGCCGGGUUCGAGAAAGUCGUCAACUCCGUGGUCGGGAAGGAGAGAUUGGAUAAAUUGGACGUCCUCAUGGCCGGCGACGACGUGACGAAGAAGAAACCGGACCCGUUGAUUUAUAACUUAGCGAGAGAAAAAGUAGAUUUACCCGCGGAGAUGUGCGUGGUGAUUGAAGAUAGCAUCGUUGGUUUACGAGCCGCUGAAGGCGCGGGAAUGCCGUGCAUUAUCACCCCGUGCGGGAGCACUCUCGGGCAGGAUUUCAAAGGCGAAGGCGCCAAAUUCGUUUGCGCGACCACGGUGAAAGCGAGCGGCGUCACCUUGUCCAAGAUUUUUCCAGACGGAAGUGAGAAACCAAACUUUGACUUUUAA
This is a messenger RNA of Bathycoccus prasinos, 1011 nucleotides long. RefSeq lists its product with no specific name. The coding region runs from base 1 to 1011 and encodes 336 amino acids. NCBI's taxonomy places the organism in Eukaryota, Viridiplantae, Chlorophyta, Mamiellophyceae, Mamiellales, Bathycoccaceae. The transcript has a single exon. The record is from RefSeq and is a predicted model, not a curated record. Gene Ontology annotation, molecular function: hydrolase activity.